Messenger RNA from Erinaceus europaeus (western European hedgehog), 3696 nucleotides. It is a transcript of the gene AP1B1, whose product is annotated as adaptor related protein complex 1 subunit beta 1. The record is from RefSeq and is a predicted model, not a curated record. Gene Ontology annotation, biological process: intracellular protein transport; vesicle-mediated transport. Bases 27 to 2867 code for a protein of 946 amino acids. NCBI's taxonomy places the organism in Eukaryota, Metazoa, Chordata, Mammalia, Eulipotyphla, Erinaceidae. Gene Ontology annotation, cellular component: clathrin adaptor complex; membrane coat. Gene Ontology annotation, molecular function: clathrin binding. The transcript has 21 exons.
GCUGCGGCCACAGAUAAGGGACCGAGAUGACCGACUCCAAGUAUUUCACCACGACCAAGAAAGGGGAGAUCUUUGAACUGAAGGCAGAGCUCAACAGUGACAAGAAGGAGAAGAAGAAGGAGGCCGUGAAGAAAGUGAUCGCGUCCAUGACCGUGGGGAAAGAUGUCAGUGCCCUCUUCCCCGACGUGGUGAACUGCAUGCAGACAGACAACCUGGAGCUGAAGAAGCUGGUGUAUCUGUACCUGAUGAACUACGCCAAGAGCCAGCCUGACAUGGCCAUCAUGGCCGUCAACACCUUCGUCAAGGACUGUGAGGACCCCAACCCCUUGAUCCGGGCCCUCGCUGUGCGGACCAUGGGCUGCAUCCGAGUGGACAAGAUCACAGAGUACCUGUGCGAGCCACUCAGGAAGUGCCUGAAGGACGAGGACCCUUACGUGCGCAAGACGGCGGCCGUGUGUGUGGCCAAGCUCCAUGACAUCAAUGCCCAGCUGGUGGAGGACCAGGGCUUUCUGGACACCCUCAAAGACCUCAUCUCUGACUCCAACCCCAUGGUUGUGGCGAACGCAGUGGCGGCCCUCUCAGAAAUCGCCGAGUCUCACCCCAGCAGCAACCUGCUCGAUCUGAACCCGCAGUCCAUCAACAAGCUGCUGACCGCCCUGAAUGAGUGCACCGAGUGGGGCCAGAUCUUCAUUCUCGACUGCCUGGCCGACUACGCGCCCAAGGAUGACCGUGAGGCCCAGAGCAUCUGCGAGCGGGUCACCCCCCGGCUCUCCCACGCCAACUCGGCCGUGGUGCUGUCCGCCGUGAAGGUGCUGAUGAAGUUCAUGGAGAUGUUGUCCAAGGACCUGGACUACUACAGCACGCUGCUCAAGAAGCUGGCCCCCCCGCUCGUGACGCUGCUGUCGGCUGAGCCCGAGCUGCAGUACGUGGCCCUGCGGAACAUUAACCUCAUCGUGCAGAAAAGGCCUGAGAUCCUGAAGCACGAGAUGAAGGUGUUCUUUGUCAAGUACAACGACCCCAUCUACGUGAAGCUGGAGAAGCUCGACAUCAUGAUCCGCCUGGCCUCACAGGCCAACAUCGCCCAGGUGCUGGCCGAGCUGAAGGAGUACGCCACAGAGGUGGACGUGGACUUCGUGCGCAAGGCCGUGCGAGCCAUCGGCCGCUGCGCCAUCAAGGUGGAGCAGUCUGCAGAACGCUGCGUGAGCACCCUGCUGGACCUCAUCCAGACCAAGGUCAGCUACGUGGUCCAGGAGGCCGUCGUGGUCAUCAAGGACAUUUUCCGCAAGUACCCAAACAAGUACGAGAGUGUGAUCGCCACGCUGUGCGAGAACCUGGACUCCCUGGACGAGCCUGAGGCCCGAGCUGCCAUGACCUGGAUCGUGGGAGAGUACGCCGAGCGCAUUGACAACGCAGAUGAGCUGCUGGAGGGCUUCCUGGAGGGCUUCCACGACGAGAGCACCCAGGUCCAGCUGCAGCUGCUCACAGCCAUCGUGAAACUCUUUCUGAAGAAGCCGACUGAGACCCAGGGGCUGGUGCAGCAGGUCCUCAGUUUAGCUACUCAGGACUCAGAUAACCCAGACCUGCGAGACCGAGGCUACAUCUACUGGCGCCUGCUCUCCACUGACCCCGUGGCGGCCAAGGAGGUCGUGCUGGCUGAGAAGCCCCUCAUCUCCGAGGAGACGGACCUCAUCGAGCCCACGCUGCUGGACGAGCUCAUCUGCUACAUCGGCACCCUAGCGUCCGUCUACCACAAGCCACCCAGCGCCUUCGUGGAGGGCGGCCGCGGCGUGGUGCUCAAGAGCCUGCCCCCGCGCACAGCCUCGAGCGAGAGCACCGAGAGCCCAGAGACCACUCCUGCUGGGGUGCCCACGGGCGAGCAGCCGGACGCCAUCCCCGCCCAGGGCGACCUGCUGGGUGACCUCCUCAACCUGGACCUCGGCCCCCCGGCGAGCGGCCCGCCCCUGCCCGCCUCCUCCGUGCAGAUGGCAGCCGUGGACCUCCUCGGUGGCGGCCUCGACAGCUUGAUGGGGGAUGAGCCUGAAGGGAUCGGGGGCCCUAACUUCGCAGCACCCCCCGCAGCGGCAGCGCCAGCCAACGUAGGUGCAGCCAUGGGCAGUGGCCUAAGUGACCUCUUUGACCUGACCAGCGGCGUGGGCACGCUGUCAGGAUCAUACGUGGCCCCUAAAGCAGUGUGGCUGCCAGCCAUGAAGGCCAAGGGCCUGGAGAUCUCGGGCACCUUCACACGCCAGGUGGGCUCCAUCUCCAUGGACCUGCAGCUGACCAACAAGGCCCUGCAGGUCAUGACCGACUUCGCCAUCCAGUUCAACCGUAAUAGCUUCGGCCUGGCCCCUGCCGCCCCGCUGCAGAUCCACGCGCCCCUGAGCCCCAACCAGACCGUGGAGAUCUCCCUGCCCCUCAGCACCGUGGGCUCGGUCAUGAAGAUGGAGCCACUCAACAACCUCCAGGUGGCUGUGAAAAACAACAUUGACGUCUUCUACUUCAGCACCUUGUACCCACUGCACAUCCUGUUUGUGGAGGACGGGAAGAUGGACCGGCAGAUGUUCCUGGCCACGUGGAAGGACAUUCCCAGCGAGAACGAGGCGCAGUUCCAGAUCAGAGACUGCCCCCUCAGUGCAGACGCCGCGAGCGGUAGACUGCAGAGCAGCAACAUCUUCACAGUGGCCAGGAGGAACGUGGAGGGCCAGGACAUGCUCUACCAGUCCCUGAAGCUCACCAACGGCAUCUGGGUGCUGGCCGAGCUGCGCGUCCAGCCGGGCAACCCCAGCUUCACGCUGUCGCUGAAGUGCCGAGCGCCAGAGGUGUCCCGGCACGUGUACCAGGCCUACGAGACCAUCCUCAAGAACUGAGGCCCCUCUGCCUGCCCCGCGGAGCCCCUGGGCUGCCGCCAACCACUGCUGCUCCUGGGUGGCUCCUGGCCACCCCCCGGGGCUCCCUGUCCCACCCAGGGGACUCCUGUAGUGACGUCUCCGUGCGCCCCUCCCCUGGCUGCUGACAUCUGGGGGCAGGGGAAGGUGGGGCCGGGCCAAGGCAGCCACAGGAGCCUGCCAGGAGACCCAGGCCUGCUCCCUGCACUGCCCGUGUCUGGGGCAAGCAUGGGCUUCUUCCUCGGGCCCCCAGGCUGCAGAGACCCCAGCCCUUCUACCCUCCCGGCCACUGUUGGUGGCCCACCCCACAGGCCCCUCUCCUGUGCGUGAGGCCCGGUACCAGGAGCCCUAUUCUGUCGGGGUCUGGGGAUCAGACCUGCACCCCGCUUCCCUGUCUGCGCCCGCCCAGUAGGGUGCAGCAGUCUGGCCACCGCCUCCCAGGUACUGACCCUCAUGGGCAGGACAGGCAGAAGAGUGCCCCUGCCCACCCUGCUCUCCUGCUCCCCCCCCCAGCCUGCUCCAUGUCCCCUGGGAGCAGGGACAGUUCUGGGCGGGUGAGUGGGCACCCCGGGCUCGGUGGUGUCUGCAGCUCCAGGCUCCCAGGUCCGUCUCUGCUGUCUGAUGAUAGAGGUUUGCCUCUGGCAGUCACGGACACCUUUCCUCCGCCAGAUGUUGGGAAAACAGCUUCUGGGGGGCUGAGGGCAGCGUGCUGAGCCCUGCGGGAGCGAUGCCUAUAUAUAAAAACAGAGUAUAUAUAUUCUAUGUCUGCUCUUAUUUUCAAAAAGAGAGGUGAAUAAAACGAUGAUACCAA